AUGGAGGGACGUUGGACUUGUCAUCUCUUUGGUGCAGUGUUGUCGGCGUCGAUCGGAUCCUUCGAGUUUGGCUACAACAUUGGCUGUAUCAAUAUGCCUGCUGAUCUAAUCAAAGAAUGGUUCGCGUCAUCGUACAAUAAAGGGCUCGCCAUCCAUGAAAAGAGAGCGACAGUCGAUGAUAUGAAAACGGCAUGGUCGAUAGCUGUCAGCAUCUUCGCCAUUGGAGGAAUUGCCGGAGGUCUUUCUUGUGGAUACUUUGCGGAUAAACUUGGACGGAAGACUGCCUUGCUAAUGAACAAUGUCGUUGCGCUCGUCGCCACAGGCUUCUUCGUCUUCGCAAAAUUGUUUGACGUGCGGUACUUGUUCACCGCGGGCAGGCUUAUCAUUGGAGUCAAUGCCGGGUUGAAUAGCGGUCUAGUGCCCAUGUAUCUGACAGAAAUCUCUCCAGCAAACCUCCGCGGAACAAUCGGCUCUUUUGCACAGCUAUUCGUUACCAUCUCAAUUCUGGCCUCGCAGGUUGUCGGACUUCCAUCUAUUUUGGGGACUGCUGAUCGAUGGCCUUGGAUCUUCUAUGCCAUAUGUGUCCCUGCGAUUUUGCAACUUUCCACGCUCAUGCUCUGCCCUGAAAGCCCCAAGUACACCAUCAAAGUCGGCGACAACCAUUUCCAGGCACAGCAGGAUUUGAUAAAAUUGCGAGGCCACGCUAAGGUCCAAGAUGAGUUGAUGAUAAUUGCGGAUGAAGCAAAAGCUGCAAAAUCUGAAGAAAUUAACUGUGCCGCUUUGUUUGGUCCAUAUCUUAUCUGGCCUUUGGCUUUAUCCACCUUCUUGAUGUUUGCUCAGCAGCUUAGUGGGAUCAAUGCUGGGCCAAAUUAUGCAACGCUUGCUAUGGGUGCCAUCAAUGUUCUGAUGACUAUUGCUUCUGUCUAUUUCGUUGACAAACAAGGACGUCGAACGUUGCUACUUGGUAGCUUUAUUGGAAUGUUCGUCACCACGGCAAUUAUUGCAAUUUCUAUACUUUCCGCUAAACAUGUUGCAGCCCUUCAUUGGUUCUCCUAUGUGGCAGUACUGGCCGUACUUGCUUUUGUGAUUUCCUUUGCUGCUGGAGCAGGCUCAAUUCCCUGGUUCUUCGUGAGCGAGGUGUUUCCCUUAAAUGCUCGUGGGAAGGCCAACUCAGUCGCUGUUUUCACCAACUGGUUCUGCACGUUUGCUGUUGGAAUGGCUUUCCCGUGGAUUGAGGCAAAUUCGAAAAAAUUUGAAAAAUUUUCCAAAUUUUAGG
This is a messenger RNA of Meloidogyne enterolobii, 1276 nucleotides long. The record is from the annotation of a GenBank genome assembly. NCBI's taxonomy places the organism in Eukaryota, Metazoa, Nematoda, Chromadorea, Rhabditida, Meloidogynidae.